AUGACAUGCCACACGUCAGUCAGCCACGCCACGCCCACGGCGCCCGGCCACGCCCACGAAAACCAGGCCACGCCCACCAACAGCCAGCCACGCCCACCAUCCCCCAAAGCCACGCCCCUAGCGGCCACGCCCCACACAGCCAGGCCACGCCCCCCGUCGCUUGGCCACGCCCACAAACCCACAGGCCACGCCCACACACAGACAUGGCCUAGCCCCCUCGCAGCCAGCCCACGGCCCCGGCGCCUGGCCACGCCCACCAACCUGCAAGUCACGCCCACAAACCCGCGGGCCACGCCCACAACCCCGCAUGUCACGCCCAUUCACAGUCAGGCCACGCCCCUCGUGGCCGCGCCCACACCCCGGCGCUUGGCCACGCCCCUCACAGCCAAGCCACGCCCCCUCGUGGCUACGCCCCCCUCACAGCCAGCCCACGCACCGGAUCUUGGCCACGCCCUCAAACCCGCAGACCACGCCCCUCACAGCCAUGGGCGCGCCCCCUCGUGGCCGCGCCCCCUCGUGGCCGCGCCCCCUCACAGCCAGCCCACGCCCCCGGCGCUUGACCACGCCCACAAAACCGCAGGCCACGCCCACAGACCCACCACGCUCUGGACGCCGGGCCUCGCCCCUUCCGUGCCAGGCCCCGCCCCAUCCCGCCUGGGCACGCCCCCCGACCCGCACCUGCUCCGGGCGGGGCUGGGUGGCGGGUGGCGGGCGGUGCGGGCCGCCAGCUGCGUGCCCAACGCGUGGCUGUCGCUGUCGCUGCGGUCGGAGCUGCUGCUGACGGCCGUGCCGGCCCACCACUGCCGCCCGGACCGGGCGCUGCUGCCCGCCGCCCUGCGCGCCCUGGCCGGCUCUACCGCUACCCCCCCGUCCCACCCCGGGGACCCCACCCCCGGCCCCCCCAACGCCACCGGCCCCUGCACCCAAGGCUGGCACUACGCCCUGCCCACCGCCGGCCUCCUCAGCAACCCCGUCACCCAGUGGGACCUGGUGUGCGCUGAUGGCUGGAAGGUGCCUCUGGAGCAGACCACCUACCUACUGGGCUGGCUGCUGGGCUGCCUGGGCCUGGGCUCCGCCUGUGACAGGUUUGGUCGCCGUGCUGUAUUUGUGACCUGCCUGCUACUGUCCACGCUGCUGGGUGCGGGAGUGGCGUUGGCCGUGAACUACGUCAUGUUCCUGUCCCUGAGGCUGCUUCAUGGUGUUGUGCUGGCGGGUGCCUUCCUCUCCCUCUAUGUGGCACGGCUGGAGCUGUGCGACCCCCCUCAUCGCCUGGUGGUGACCGUGGUGGCCGGGCUGUUCUGGGUGGCGGGGAAGCUGCUCCUGCCUGGCCUGGCCCUGCUGUGCAAGGACUGGAGGCUCCUGCAGGGUCUCAUCACCCUGCUCCUGGCCCUGCUGCUCUUCUUCUGGGGGCCCCCGGCUUUGUUCCCGGAGUCACCCCGCUGGCUCCUGGCCACCCAGCAACUAGCCAGAGCCAAGAAGAUACUGAGGCGGUUUGCGGAGGCCAGCGACCUCAACCUGGAGGAGGCGCCUUCUGGGGAAGAUGCCCCCGCUGCGGCGGCGACAGAACUCGAUGUGCUCUCGGCCCGGCGUUCUCAGCCCCAGUACCAGCCCAUCUGCAAGGUCCUGAGCAACAGAGUCAUCGGGAGAAACAGCCUCAUCCUGGGCUUUACCUCGCUGAUCGGCAGCGGCAUCCGGCACAGCUUUGCCCGAAACCUGGCCCCAUACCAGCCGCGCUUCUACUUCCCCUACUUCCUGCUGGCCGGGCUGGAGGCAGCCGCCUGCCUCUUCCUGGGCCUGACCGCCGAGCGCUUCGGCCGCCGCGCCGUCCUGCUGCUCUGCACCAUCCUGACCAGCCUGGCCUCGCUGCUGCUCCUCGCCCUCACCCAGUAUCUGCAGGGCUGGACCGUCCUGUUCCUCUCCAUCCUUGGUCUCCUGGGGUCCUAUGCCAUCUCCACGCUCAGCAGUAUCUUUGCCAGCGAAGUCCUUCCCACCGUGGUCAGAGGUGCUGGGCUGGGCCUCAUCAUGGCCGCAGGCUUCCUGGGCCAGGCGGUGGCCCCCAUCAUGGACAUCCACAACCACCAUGGCUUCUUCCUGCACCACGUGGUGUUUGCCUCCUUCGCCAUCCUCUCCAUGCUCAGCAUCAUGCUGCUGCCCGAGACCCGGGGCAAGGUCUUGCCCGAGUCCCUCAAAGAUGGGGAAGGGCAGCGCCGCUCUCCACUCUUCCUGUCUCGUCGCCUCCGUCGCGGCGGCAGUCCCCAGGACCACAUGCCCCUUCUCUUGCCCUCCACCCCGGAGCAGUACGCCCGCCUCGCCGCCACCACCCGGAAAAUACUGGAAGCCGGGGCCUUCCCCCAACUCCACGGGGUGCCCCCAAGACCCAAACUCUCAUCCUCACACGGGCCGACCCACACCUAGCCGGUAGCCCCACUUCUCCAAACUCAAGGCAGCUCUUCUGGACUCUGAGGACACACAGCUCCCGCUGCCCCUGGGGUCUGGCGGGGAGAUGCUGCCAGGCCACUUCUGUGGCCGUGGGCAGGCAGGCCUGGGCCUGGCCUCCGCCGGGGCAGCGUGGACAGCGGAUGCUUGGACUCCAUCAUCCCAGCCGCCUCCGUCAGCCUGGGCCCACGUGGUGGGCCUGCCUCUUGCCCUUUCCCCCUUCAGGUUUGGAUAAACCUUUCGUGGAAACUCUC
Molecule: messenger RNA, 2690 nt
Organism: Tachyglossus aculeatus (Australian echidna)
Lineage: Eukaryota; Metazoa; Chordata; Mammalia; Monotremata; Tachyglossidae
Gene: SLC22A31
Product: solute carrier family 22 member 31
Exons: 13
Coding region: 1-2415 (804 amino acids)
Biological process (GO): transmembrane transport
Cellular component (GO): membrane
Molecular function (GO): transmembrane transporter activity
Source: RefSeq, a predicted model, not a curated record